Messenger RNA from Cyprinus carpio (common carp), 2078 nucleotides. RefSeq names its product SH3 domain containing GRB2 like 2b, endophilin A1 (gene sh3gl2b). Gene Ontology annotation, cellular component: cytoplasm; presynapse; glutamatergic synapse. Gene Ontology annotation, biological process: synaptic vesicle uncoating. Gene Ontology annotation, molecular function: protein binding. NCBI's taxonomy places the organism in Eukaryota, Metazoa, Chordata, Actinopteri, Cypriniformes, Cyprinidae. The transcript is spliced from 9 exons. The coding region runs from base 399 to 1448 and encodes 349 amino acids. The record is from RefSeq and is a predicted model, not a curated record.
UCUUAUAAUAAAUUAGGAAUUCACAGUAUUUAAAGAGAUGUCUAUUAUUCUUGAAUAACUUUCAUACCAAGAUUAUACGCGGCUGCUGUCCGCGGUGCUGAAAUCCUCCGGUGCUGAAAUCGCGCGCGUGUGGAGAGGUCAUGUGACGCGGCUGCUGUCCGAGGUGCUGAAAUCCUCACGGACGAUGGUUUAUUAGUUCAGAUCAUAGACUGUAUAAAAACAGGUUCAGAUCUGAUUUUUCUGGGGCUUCAUCAAACGCGCGCGCUCAGGGCGGGUCGUGUGACGUCACGCGCGCGUCCACGGACCAGACACUCGGCGAGUCCACGGAUGUUUGUACCUCAAAACGCCCUUAAAACCAUCACUUACAGCGGAGCGACGGGAACGGAUACCGCGGGGAGAUGUCUGUGGCGGGGCUGAAAAAGCAGUUUCACAAAGCGACUCAGAAAGUCAGUGAGAAGGUUGGAGGAGCUGAAGGCACCAAACUGGACGAUGAUUUCAAAGAAAUGGAAAAGAAAGUGGACGUUACGAGCAGAGCAGUGCUUGACAUCAUGACCAAAACCACAGAAUACCUGCAGCCAAACCCCGGUGAGUGUGUGUGUGUGUGUCACAUCAACACCAUGUCUACACAUCCGGGUCACACACAGGGUCCGGUGCCCCACAAAACUGACACGGUGCUGGCAGACACAGUUUUAGAAGAUUAUCAGUCUGCUGUUCAUCUGUGUGCCUCAGGUCUGGCUCUGUUGGAUGCCGGUGAAUCGAUGCGUGAGCUCGGUGAGGUGAAAGACGCUUUAGAUAUAAACGUCAAACAGAACUUCAUAGACCCGCUGCAGAACCUGCACGACAAAGAUCUCAGAGAGAUUCAGCAUCAUCUGAAGAAGAUGGAAGGCCGCCGUCUGGACUUUGAUUAUAAGAAGAAGCGUCAGGGGAAAGUGACGGAUGACGAGCUCAAACAGGCGCUGGAGAAAUUUGACGAGUCUAAAGAGAUCGCGGAGCAGAGCAUGUUUAACCUGCUGGAGAACGACAUCGAGCAGGUGAGUCAGCUGUCGGUUCUGGUUCAGGCUCAGGUGGAGUAUCAUCAGCAGGCUGCUGAGAUCCUGCAGCAGCUCUCCAGCAAGAUAGAAGACAGGAUAAAGGAGAUGUCCAACAAACCCCGGAAGGAGUACAUCCCCAAACCCCGCAUGGAGCUUCAACUGCUCAGUGAGAAUCACAACGGAGGAAUAAACUCUGCAAAAUCACCUGCACGCUCACCAGCUCCUUUGGAUCAGCCGUGUUGUCGCGCGCUCUACGACUUCGAGCCGGAGAACGAGGGCGAGCUCGGCUUCAAGGAAGGCGACAUCAUAACUCUUACCAAUCAGAUCGACGACAACUGGUACGAGGGCAUGAUCCACGGCCAAUCAGGGUUCUUCCCCAUCAACUACGUGGACAUCCUAGUGCCUCUGCCUCACUAGGCUCCGCCUGCCCCCGCUGUUGCCUAGCAACCCAACAGCCGCCUUUAUCGUGCAUCUGUGCUACAGCUUCACUUCCUGUUCCUGUCGAUCAGUGACUCAGUGGAUUAUGAUGAUGUUGAGGAAGACUUUAGACAUUAUGGAGACCCAUCUGAGUGGAGAAACAGUUCAAGUGCUCAAUGUGAGCGUGUGUGAGUGUUUGCGCUCCUGGACUCGUUUAUAUUCGUUUAUAUUCUUUUUCUUGUGUUUCAGAUGAUUUAUUUGUACUUGAUUGACGUAAGGGAACUAGCGCUUCACUCUUCUGAUAAACCUCACUUAAUCCAGUUCUAUCCCAGCAUGCUUAUAGGAAAGUUCUGGAUUUCCAGAUGUGUGUUUGAUUGCGUCACUGCUCUCUCUUCGUCACACAUGUUAGAUCUUUUUCUCCUUGCUAAGCAGCAAACAACAAGAUGCUGUUAUGAUUGGUUAAUUUUAUUGCUUGCUGAUGCAUUUUGGCUUUGGCUCAGAACAGAAAUGUUUCUCCUGCGCUGUAAAAGUGAUGUUUUUUCUUCAGUAUUUUUAUUCUGAAAAAUUAAUCAAAACAAAAUGAGUUUAUGCUUAAAACAAUAAAAAAAUCUGACAAUGGCAUCUGAAAAA